Lobosporangium transversale is the source of this 2676-nucleotide messenger RNA. RefSeq lists its product as hypothetical. The transcript is spliced from 2 exons. The record is from RefSeq and is a predicted model, not a curated record. Lineage: Eukaryota; Fungi; Mortierellomycota; Mortierellomycetes; Mortierellales; Mortierellaceae. Bases 1 to 2676 code for a protein of 891 amino acids.
AUGCCCAUGCCGACUCAACCACACACCAGUGGAAGGCAUUCCAUAUUGACAGGCAAUGGUCAUGCCACUACUCACCAUGUCAAUGGCAUUUCCAACCAUAACUCGGCUCAAUUCGAAGAAGAGGCCCCAGCCUCAAGUAAGGCUCCACUUAAAUAUGCAUUAAAAGACGUUCAUCCAGAUGAUUCCAAAGAUAAAGUAUUUGCCGCGAUCUUGCAGGCAUUGCUCUAUCUUCGAAACAAGCCUUCAUCUCCAAAGGAACUCGCCAACUGUAUCAUGAAAAACAAGUAUACCAUGUUGGGUGGGGCUACUCCCUAUGCUACUGUUUCCUCAAGGAUAUCACAACACUUUAAACGCGCUGCAGAACACAAGCCCCCUCGGACACCCUUAUUGGCAAAGGCCGUUGAUGAACGACAUUCACGCAAGAUCCAUUAUUACCUCGCCCCCAAUCACAUCAUCAAAAACCCUGCUGCAGCCUCAACAGAUCAUGAUUCAUCUUCAGGCUUCUCCAGUAUGAGUUCAGAAGACGAAGGGGAUGCGGAUGACAAUAACAGCAGCAGAGAUAUCACAAACAUACGAAGAAAUGGAAGCAUCAAUGAUGAUGAUGAUGACCCGGAACUUGACCAGGACGAUGAAGAUGACGAAGACGACGACGGCAUUAUGUCCGGUGAUUCUAUGGAACGGAAACAAAAACGCCGACGGCAACAACUGCUUUAUCAACAACAGCAACAUUUGAAUUCCGAUGCAGUACACAAAUCCAGAGGCGUCAUGCGUAAACGCAAGAAGGUCAAGACAUGGGCUGUUACAAAUCGUCCUACAGUCAAGCGAUUCAAGUCUAAACACUCACUCAUCGGUAGCUUCAAGUCUUCUACUCCGACAACGCCAACAAAUUUUCAUACUUCCAAAUGGCGGCCCCCUAAUAAUCAGGAGUAUAGUGAAUCGGAUGAAGGGGAUGAUGAAAGUAUCGAGGAUGAUGAUGAACAGGAUGAUGACGACGACGUUUUUGGCAAGGACGACCUAGUGCUCAUGGAUCUGCAGAUGCCGGAUAUUCAAAAGAACUCACAGCUUCCAACGCCACGAUCUCUAUCCAAUUUUUCGACAACGUCCUCUCAUUCCUCAGUCUCAAAUGCUAUCAAUGCUGCCACUGCGGGGAUGCAUGGGCUUCUGAAUGCUACCAAAGUUCUGUCCUUUGACUCGAAAAAAUCGCCACCCCAUUCAGGUCCUCAAUCUACCUCAUCACUAUCCAAGAUAUCGGGAGGUGCUGUUGCCGCAGGAGAGACUAUGAACGAGUCCAGUGAUGAAGAACAGGAUUUUAGUGAUUACCAUGAGGAAAUGAUGCAUGGUGAUUUCGAGGAUUUGGAGGACGACAAGAAGGCUGAGGAUCGUCGCCCUAGCAUGCGCAGUCAACCCCAAGCUGUGGCCGUCCCUAUCCCCUCCUCCGGUUCUAGAAACUCUGCAGCCUCUGCUUCUUCAUUCGCCACUGGAAAUACGCCCAUAUCACCCUUUAACCAUUUAGCUUCAACUCCAACCUCAAAUUCGUUCCUGAUGAGCAUAUCACCACGCAGUCGAAAGAUGUCGAUGAGUGGUCUAUUGAUGCCACCAGAUUCGCUCCUACUCUCUCCUCGGUCGAACAGUAUCUUUGAUGCAGACUUUGGAGGCAGUUUCAUGAUGGAUUAUUCACAGCAGGACAACUCGACCUCCAAGGAUCACCAGUAUGCUCCGCUGAUGGAGCUCAAUCACCCAGAAUCUAUGCCUGUGUCUGAACUAGAUCGGCUCUUGAGUUCCUCAGCUGGUGGAUCGUUUUACCCUACCUUAUCUCGUAAGGUUUCGAUCCCUGGCUGGAGCAAUAUCAACGCUAAACAUAUUAGUCAUACUCCACAUCGGCAAUCCAAUCUCAGGAAUGCAGCCAACGGUAUCCUACAAAAUGCUGCAAACGCAUCCUCGAACACUUCAACUUCCCCAUAUUCGGGCGUUAACAAUGGAACGUCUGCUCCAUCGUCAUCCUCACCUUCGGGGUCAGUUGGGACUAAAAUUGUACCUGCUGCAGUAGCCAAUCCAGCACCUUCCAGCUCUUCCUCCUCUACUUCGGAAGAGGCGUCAGCGGCUGAGAAACAAGCAAAGGCUCAAACGACCUCUACGGGGCUUGUUACGCCCGCUCUCUCAGCUACGACUACGCCCUCACAAUCCACUACAACUGUCACGCCUCUUAUUAAUCAAGAGACAUCUGCUCAGACUCCUGUUGCAAAGACGGAAGCUGAUGUGGAGAUGCAGGAGGAGGAUGAGGAGGAUCAAGAUGACGAGACAGAGUCAGAACUAGAGGAUGAUGACCAGAUAUAUUCCAAGGUUACAGCGGAGCCUCCAAAGUCACUUGUGCGAGAGGCAGUGUAUGCGAAUUUGAAAGUAUUUGAAACCCUCAUGCCGGGCACGGAUCUCAGGUUGAUGCGUGUUGCUGGUGUGGUAGCACCUCCAGAUCCCAACACUAAUGGACGAGGCGUGCUCAUCCAAAAGAAGGUUAUUCCAGCGCUCAACAAUGAUCAACAUGCAGGUUUUGUGAACGCAGCCAUGUUACGACUGGCAGCCAGAACCAUCAUUGGUGAUGGGCAAUUUGAUAUCAAUCAGGAACCGACAACAUUAUACAUUGUCCUUGAGGGCCCAAUGGAAGUUCGAGGAGCUUGGUAA